GCUGCUGCCUCACCGCCCCGCCGCCCCUACUUGCUCCUCGGUGUUGCGUCGCUGGCUGAGGGAGGCAGGUGCCAUGGCGGCCGAGACACUGGUGGCCGAGGCGGUGGCCGCGCGCCUGGCGCGGCAGGAGGAGGACAUCCGCUGGCUGUGGGCGGAGGUGCAGCGCCUGAGGGAUGAGCAGCUGAACGCGCCCGACCGGUGCCAGGCCGACGGGCCGUGCCUGACGCGGGAGGUGGCGCAGCUGCGGGCCGAGAACCGCGACCUGCGCCACCGCCUGUACCGCCUGCGGCUGUGCCUCGCCGAGGAGCUGACCCACCAGGCGAAGCUGGAGAGCACGGCGCAGGCGGCGGCGCCGCACGGGGAGGCCGGGCGCGCGGGUCCCGGCGCGCAGCCUCCUUCUAGUCAAAACCGAGAAAAGGACACUAAAAAGAAGAAGGAAAGGGAGCCUGACCAUGAGGUAAAAAAUCAACCGGACUUCAUAAAGGAGAGAUUGAAGCUUUUUGAAAAGUUGAAGAAAGAUAACCAGCUGUUAUUUGCCAUUUAUGAGCAAAAGGGGAAAGCAGGCAAAGUGAUCACAGUGAGAGUGGCUGACGGGGAGACAGUGGAAGGGGAAAUCUGGAAGACAACACCCUACCAAGUGGCUGCCGAUAUUAGUCGGGACCUGGCCGAAAGCACAGUCAUAGCCAGAGUCAAUGGUGAGCUGUGGGACCUGGACCGGCCGCUGGAAGGGGACUCCACUCUCGAGCUGCUUACGUUCGACGAUGAGGACGCUCAGGCUGCUUACUGGCGCUCCAGCGCUCACGUGCUCGGCGAGGCCUUGGAGCUGUACUACGGAGGCCACCUGUGUUAUGGUGCACCCAUCGAAAACGGAUUUUACUGUGACAUGUUCAUUGAAGACAGGGCCGUGUCCAGCGCGGAGCUGUCAGCCCUGGAGGACAUCUGCACGGCCAUCAUCAAGGAGAGGCAGCCUUUCGAGAGGCUGGAAGUCAGCAAGGACGUCCUCCUGCAAAUGUUUCAGUACAAUAAAUUUAAAUGCCGCAUUUUGAACGAGAAGGUCGACACUCCAACGACCACAGUUUACAGAUGCGGCCCACUAAUCAACCUUUGUAAAGGCCCCCACGUAAGACACACUGGGAAAAUUAAAGCCAUAAAAAUUAUCAAGAAUUCGUCGACAUACUGGGAGGACAAUCCUGAGAUGGAAACGCUGCAGAGGGUCUAUGGGAUAUCCUUUCCCGAUAACAGGAUGAUGAAAACCUGGGAAAAGUCCCAGGAGGAAGCCAAGAACCGCGAUCACAGGAAGAUCGGGAAGGAUCAAGAACUUUUCUUUUUCCACGACCUGAGUCCUGGAAGCUGUUUCUUCCUUCCCAGAGGAGCCUUCAUCUAUAAUACACUUGUGGAUUUCAUACGAGAGGAAUAUCACCACCGUAACUUCACGGAAGUGCUCUCUCCCAACGUGUACAACAGCAAACUCUGGGAAGCCUCGGGCCACUGGCAGCAUCACAGCGAGAGCAUGUUUACCUUUGACAUUGAGAAAGACACUUUUGCCCUUAAACCCAUGAAUUGUCCAGGGCACUGUCUCAUGUUUGCCCAUCGGCCGCGAUCUUGGAGGGAAAUGCCCAUUCGAUUUGCUGACUUUGGAGUUCUUCAUAGAAAUGAGCUGUCGGGAACUCUAAGUGGCUUGACCCGAGUGAGACGCUUCCAGCAGGAUGAUGCUCACAUCUUCUGCACUGUGGAGCAGAUCGCAGAAGAAAUAAAGGGGUGUUUGCAGUUUUUGCAAUCUGUUUACUCUACAUUUGGCCUCUCCUUUCAAUUAAAUUUGUCGACAAGGCCUGAAAACUUCUUAGGAGAGAUUGAGUUGUGGGAUGAAGCUGAAACGCAACUGCAGAAUAGCUUGAUGGAAUUUGGAAAACCGUGGAAGAUGAACCCUGGGGAUGGAGCAUUUUAUGGCCCUAAAAUUGAUAUAAAAAUCAAGGAUGCUCUUGGCAGGUACCAUCAGUGUGCCACCAUCCAGCUGGACUUCCAGCUCCCCAUCAGAUGUAAUCUCACAUACGUGAGUAAGGAAGGGGAUGACAGGAGGAGGCCCGUGAUCAUUCAUCGAGCCGUUCUGGGCUCCGUGGAAAGAAUGACCGCCGUUCUGUCAGAGCACUAUGGGGGGAAGUGGCCUUUCUGGCUGUCUCCUCGUCAGGUAAUGGUCAUCCCUGUGGAGCCAACUUGUGACAAAUACGCACUUCAGGUGUGCAGUGCACUUUUUGAAGAAGGAUUCAUGGCCGAUGUCGAUUUGGAUCGUAGCUGCACUCUAAAUAAGAAAAUCUGCACUGCCCAGGAGGCUCAGUAUAAUUUUAUUUUGGUGGUUGGAGAAAAGGAAAAAACAAAUAACGCUGUAAAUGUUCGAACAAGGGACAACAAAAUUCAUGGAGAGAUUUCACUAACUUCUGCCAUUGAUAAGUUGAAGACUCUCAAGAAAUCACGUACACUAACUGCUGAGGAUGAAUUUUGAAGUCCUUCCUUGUUCUCCCUUCUACAUAACCUGGUUUCAAACCCCUGAAAAUGCAUUUUUCCUAAUUAAUGUUAGUACUUCUUCUGAGAACGUUGGACCCACUGAGGUUCCUCUGCUGGGCACAGUGAAAGAGGUGGAUGAGUAGCUGACAUGUACAAAGUUUAAUCACUGAUGUGUCUGAGGACAACGGGGGGCAAGCUGGGCAAUCUCAUUUCCCCAAAGUCUUGACUUAAAUUGGGAAAUGUUACUCGUUUAAAAGGGGAAAUACUGGGAAAUGAGGAUUAUGAGAUGUUACUGCUAAGAUUUGUGCUUU
This is a messenger RNA of Molossus molossus (Pallas's mastiff bat), 2810 nucleotides long. It is a transcript of the gene TARS3, whose product is annotated as threonyl-tRNA synthetase 3. Bases 74 to 2497 code for a protein of 807 amino acids. Gene Ontology annotation, biological process: threonyl-tRNA aminoacylation. Gene Ontology annotation, molecular function: ATP binding; threonine-tRNA ligase activity. The record is from RefSeq and is a predicted model, not a curated record. The transcript is spliced from 19 exons. Gene Ontology annotation, cellular component: cytoplasm. NCBI's taxonomy places the organism in Eukaryota, Metazoa, Chordata, Mammalia, Chiroptera, Molossidae.